AAAAAGGAGGUGUGAUACCAGGGAGGCCAAAGAAAAAAAAGGAGAAAAGCUUCUGAUGAACCAAAGAAGAAGUUUGCGAAGGGUACAAGGAUAGGGAGACAAAUGAGAUGUCUUUUGUGCAAGACUCUUGGACAUAACAAGAAAGGAUGUCCAUUAGCAAGAAACCAAGGGGGAAGGGCUGGAACUAGUUUAGUUGGAGGUGAAAUUACUGAAAAUGUUUCAUCAACAACAGCAUGUGGAAGGGCUGGAACUAGUGAAAGUGCAUCAGCAGUAGCAACUUCAACUAUGGAAAGUGGCACCUUCACUCAACCAAUCACUAAUCUAAGCACACAACAAUCAACUAAUGUUGCUGGAGGUCCAAAAAGGAAGACCAAUGAGCCUAGAAGAGGUGGUGCAAAUGCAAGGUCUAAGAGACCAAAGGCAGCAUGAUAUGGUGUGCUAUUUGAUUCAAGUGACACUGUGAUAUAGAGGUCUGGAACUAUUGACAGAGUAGUACACAAUCCUUCUACACUCAUAAGUUUUGCCCCUACCAACAUUGAACUUAGGUUCAAACCCCCUCAACUAAAGUGGAAGGGUCGAGCUGCAGUUACACAAAGGCAGCUGCAAGAACAGAGUUACAGAAGGGCAAACUCUGCUACAACCACUCAAGCCACACCAAAAACACAAUCCACACCAAGCAACCAAGCCACAAAACACAUUAAUUGAAGUGAUCAACUGAUAUUUUGAAGACUUAAUGAUGGAUGUU
Molecule: messenger RNA, 745 nt
Organism: Nicotiana tabacum (common tobacco)
Lineage: Eukaryota; Viridiplantae; Streptophyta; Magnoliopsida; Solanales; Solanaceae
Source: RefSeq, a predicted model, not a curated record